CUGGGCUUACCUGAGCAUUGCAACCCGGCAGUUGCCGUUCUGGGGCCUGGGUGACGACAGGAGGUCCGAGUGCAGGUUGGGGUGGGAGUCGGGAAGAGGCUGGGUGGCGGGAUGAUGGAGGAGGAGGAGCUGGAGUUCGUGGAGGAGCUGGAAGCCGUGCUGCAGCUCACGCCCGAGGUGCAGCUCGCCAUCGAGCAAGUAUUUCCAAGCCAGGAUCCUCUAGAUCGAGCAGAUUUUAAUGCUGUUGAGUAUAUCAAUACUCUGUUCCCAACAGAGCAAUCUCUGGCAAACAUAGACGAAGUCGUGAACAAAAUUAGACUGAAAAUAAGGAGACUAGAUGACAAUAUUCGAACUGUUGUGAGAGGUCAAACCAAUGUAGGGCAGGACGGAAGGCAGGCACUUGAAGAGGCUCAGAAAGCUAUUCAACAACUCUUUGGCAAAAUCAAAGAUAUCAAAGACAAAGCAGAAAAAUCGGAGCAAAUGGUUAAAGAAAUCACCCGUGAUAUUAAGCAGUUAGAUCACGCCAAGCGCCACCUGACCACCUCCAUCACAACACUGAAUCACCUGCACAUGUUGGCAGGUGGCGUCGAUUCCCUCGAAGCCAUGACCAGGCGAAGACAGUACGGAGAAGUUGCUAAUCUUCUUCAGGGUGUAAUGAAUGUUCUGGAACACUUCCACAAGUACAUGGGCAUUCCACAGAUCCGGCAGCUUUCUGAAAGAGUGAAGGCUGCACAGACUGAGUUAGGACAGCAAAUCCUGGCUGAUUUUGAAGAAGCAUUUCCUUCCCAGGGCACCAAGAGGCCAGGAGGACCCAGCAAUGUCCUACGAGAUGCAUGUCUGGUUGCUAAUAUUUUGGAUCCCAGAAUCAAACAGGAAAUCAUCAAAAAGUUUAUUAAACAGCAUCUGUCAGAGUAUCUAGUACUUUUUCAAGAAAACCAAGAUGUUGCCUGGCUGGACAAAAUUGACAGACGCUAUGCCUGGAUAAAACGCCAGCUUGUGGACUAUGAGGAGAAAUAUGGCCGUAUGUUUCCACGUGAGUGGUAUAUGACCGAGAGGAUUGCAGUAGAAUUUUGCCACGUGACAAGGACAGAACUUGCCAAGAUUAUGCGUACCAGAGCUAAGGAAAUUGAAGUGAAAUUGCUUCUUUUUGCUAUUCAGAGAACAACUAACUUUGAGGGGUUUCUUGCAAAACGCUUCUCCGGCUGCACCCUGACAGAUGGAACUUUGAAAAAACUUGAGUCUCCACCCCCAUCUACCAAUCCCUUCCUGGAAGAUGAUUCAGCACCAGAAAUGGAGGAGCUGGCGGUGGAGAAAGGAGACUUAGAUCAGCCAAAGAAGCCUAAAGUCCCAGAUAAUCCAUUUCAUGGCAUUGUUUCCAAGUGUUUUGAGCCUCAUCUCUACGUGUAUAUUGAGUCCCAGGACAAAAACCUUGGAGAGCUGAUAGAUCGAUUUGUGGCUGAUUUCAAAGCCCAGGGACCACCUAAACCCAACACUGAUGAAGGGGGCGCUGUGCUCCCCAGCUGUGCUGACCUCUUUGUCUACUACAAGAAAUGCAUGGUGCAAUGCUCUCAGCUCAGUACUGGGGAACCAAUGAUCGCUCUGACCACCAUUUUCCAGAAGUACCUCCGAGAAUAUGCCUGGAAAAUCCUCUCUGGCAACCUGCCCAAAACCACAACAAGCAGUGGCGGGCUGACCAUUAGCAGCCUCCUCAAGGAAAAGGAGGGCUCAGAAGUAGCCAAGUUUACUCUAGAGGAGCUCUGCCUUAUCUGCAGCAUCCUGAGCACAGCAGAGUACUGUCUGGCCACCACCCAGCAGCUAGAAGAAAAACUCAAAGAAAAAGUUGAUGUAAGUUUGAUUGAACGAAUCAAUCUGACUGGAGAAAUGGACACAUUCAGCACUGUCAUCUCCAGCAGUAUUCAGUUGUUGGUUCAGGACCUGGAUGCUGCUUGCGAUCCUGCCCUGACUGCCAUGAGCAAGAUGCAGUGGCAGAAUGUAGAACACGUUGGUGACCAGAGCCCCUACGUCACCUCCGUCAUUCUUCACAUUAAGCAGAAUGUCCCCAUCAUCCGUGACAACCUGGCUUCCACACGGAAAUACUUCACUCAGUUCUGCAUUAAAUUUGCAAACUCUUUUAUUCCCAAAUUCAUCACUCACCUUUUCAAGUGCAAGCCAAUUAGCAUGGUGGGAGCAGAACAGCUGCUGCUGGACACCCACUCCCUGAAGAUGGUGCUGCUUGACCUCCCUUCCAUCGGCUCACAGGUGGUGAGGAAAGCACCUGCCAGUUACACUAAGAUUGUUGUGAAAGGCAUGACCCGGGCUGAGAUGAUCCUCAAGGUAGUGAUGGCCCCUCAUGAACCUCUGGUGGUGUUUGUUGACAACUACAUCAAACUCCUUACGGACUGCAACACAGAAACCUUUCAGAAGAUACUGGACAUGAAGGGGCUGAAGAGGGGCGAGCAGAGCAGCAUGCUGGAACUCUUCCGCCAGAGGCUCCCUACCCCACCCGCAGGGGCAGAAGGCUCCAGCUCACUGUCCCUGAUGGCUCCAACGCCGGAACAGGAAUCAUCUCGCAUCCGCAAACUCGAGAAACUAAUUAAAAAGAGACUGUAGGAGCAUACAAGGGGUACUUUUUUUUCCCUAGCUGGUGACCCUCAGCACCAAGUUCCCUGGAAGCCCCCCAGCCUCUCCUGUGCUCCCUGUGACUCUCAGAUCAGUCUUGAAACUUUCUGGGACAUUUGGGUUGUUUAUGUGUCUCUCCCAUGCCCUGUCUUACUUCCUGUCCUAAUCGAAGAAGCCAAGUAAGGGCUGGGUUAUAAAAAGGCAAUUUAGACUGCCUCUGAUUCCUGAAGCAGAGGCAGCAGCGGGUGAAAGGUCCCUGAUUUUCAGUUGCUGUUCCUGGGCUGCUCUUGACUGGUCAAAUUGUCAUUGACUUGUGUAGCCUCACCAUGGCAGUCAGACCCUCUCACACGAUGUCUGUUCCCUACCACAUGCCCACCCAGGCAACUUGGAUGAGGAAGCCAGCAUCUCAUUCUGUCCUCCCCCUGCUACUUUUUGAAAUUACCUCUGCAGCCAGAAGGCCGAGAGUUCCCCCCCACCGGGUUUGGCUCUCGGGCUGAGGUAGUAAAGUGGCAAAUCUCAGGUGCAGGAAACUAGCCUCUGUGAAGGCAGUGGAAGCCUGCACCUCAUCCAGUAAAUCCUGGUGCCUGUACGUACUGUGCUCCCGGUACUUUUCAUGACUUGGCCAAGUUACCCAAGUGUUCUCCCUAUUUCUCAGUAAUCUACAAAGGAGAGAUGCCCUCUGUCAGACAGGAGGGUUACAUGUGCCAGGCCUUAGAAGCAGAUGGCCUCUCUGCUAUGGGACUGCUGACCCAAGCAUAGGGCAAACCCAGAUCUGACUUAGAGAGAGGGUUCUGCUUGGCACGCUUACUGGAUUAUGUGAGUAGAUUGUUUUCUCCUUUUCUUUAUUCCCACUCUGCUCCUGAGAGAUUGCCUUCUGUACAGGGAAAGCAGAAAGUUAUCUUGGAAGAUAAUUCGUAGGCUUUCUUCUCAGAUGAAGCUAUGGGAAAGCUCAGGACGCCCGUAUCAUCUAAUUCCUUUUCUACCCACCCACUUUCAAAUCCAAAGUACUUUCCAGAGACAUCUGAAACAACAAAGGUGAUAUGCAGUGUCAGAGUGACACAUUACCGUGUUACUAACAAGAAAGAACCUGGGUCCAUGGAUGCCUCAGGAACAGAAUAUUGACCCAACACCAGAUUCAGAAGCUGGCAGAGCCCAGAACGCUGCCUGACCCCAGCCUGCACUUCCUGUCCACCAUUGGCUGUUGGCAGCAGAGCUUUGCAGAAGAGAAUUGCCCUAUAGAACUGUGUCAGUCCCCUUGUAUCAUUCGGUAUCCAGAGAACAGGCAACAAAUCAGGUGGUUGCCCUGAUUCGCUUGGUUCACUUGACACCAAGCCUCAGUUACCAUGACCACAACUGCCGGGUAACCAGUGUUGGUGUCAGCUUUUGUUCAGGAAUUCUGUUUGUUGACCAGGUGUUGAGAGCACUGAGGAGAAAGGUGGAGGUCUCUACAGAAAAUGCACAUAACAGUCCUCAAGAUAAAAUUGGUAUAUCAAAUAGCACUCAGAAAUAAGUUUUCAGGGCACAAGAAGUUUUGGAAAUCUGUUAAACUUAUGAUAACCAUACAGUAGGAAAGUUUAAGGUUUGAAAAUUUGCCCAGAAACAUUGAUUAUCUGUUCCCAUCUUGCCCUCCCAUCAGCCUUCCUCCCUGACUCCAUCCAGCAGUCCCAACUUGGAUCUGGGGCCUCAUUUUCUCAUCAGCUUCCAGCCUGUUCUUGCUCAUCAACGCAGCUCUUAUGCACAGAGCACCUCAAAUUCGAGAAGAAAAGUGGUGGAGGGAAGAGGUGUGGCCUUUAAUUGAGCUCUAUUAGGGAAAGAUUCUAAAUAAAACAAGUGCAGGGAGGGUAUUGGGAAACACCUGGGAAGCCUGGUAGGUAGAUUCUGCUCAGCUGUGGUGGUGUUUUGGUAGGUUAUACAGCCUGCGCUAAUUGAGAAGGGGUGGUGGGCCCAUCUCCAAACAGCACAGCCAACUCAGCUGUCUGUCGUUGGCCUAGGGGAGCUGGAAAAGCUGGUGGACUCCUGCACCUGGUUCUUGUCACUCUCGGUGUUUACAGAUCCACACUUCUUUUUGGUUCAUUUGUAAGGAGUUGUUUUCUGGACACCUCCAUAAUGGCAUUGAGAUGUCAAGCUGCUAUUUUCCACGGUUGGUGGUCACAGCCAAGGAAGUUGCUUUUUAGAUUUAUUACAUUGUCAGUAAUCCCCAAAGAGCCAACAAAUGUCAGUAGGAGUUAUGUUAAAUAUCUCAUUGAUGGGGACUGAAUACCGUUUGUGCAUCCUGUAAAGACAGAGUAUGUUCCUCUACCGGGGGUAUGCAUCAAAGCCACCUGGGACCCUUUUAAAAAAGACAGAUGCCUAGAGAUAUUUUGAGUCAGUAAGUCUGAAGUGGGGCCUAGUAUAUAGGUUUAAAAGUUCCAUAGAUGACUAUAAUGUUUAUUCCUUGUUAAGAACCACUACAACAGAGAGAAAUUUUGCCUUAUUGAAGAGUUCCUAUAGCACAUUUUCAUAAAUGUAUAUUUUUGUGCUUCUCUAAGUAACUAUAACUACUGUACAAUUGAGCUGGUAUCAACAUGGUAAAGAUUCUUUGCUGAUAGCUAGCAGCUUAUAUUUUAAACUUGUAUUGUUGGUAGGGACCGAGCCCAAUUGCCAGGAAUUGGCCCCUUCCCAUAUUCAUUAGGAUUCUUGCUGUUUUGAUGUACAAGCCCCAAACAGAAGCUUUGUUUAUUAUUGUCACUUCAAAAUAACACAUGUAAAGGAGCACCCAUUGAUAAAAGCAGCAGCUAACAAGUUUGUGGUUCAGCUAAACUUACAAAUUGUGCCCAUUCCUUCCCCCCACUUUCUCUAGUCCCUUUAAGAACCAGAAAAUGAAAACAACUUUGAAGUUACUCUGUGGUUAAAAUAAAUAUUCAUAACUUAUAAUCAAUAAAGAAUUUACUGCUGCUCUUAUUGUGGACAGACUUCCCUGAUAGCUGACUUAGAGGUGCCCAGGCCAGAGAAAAUUCUGUUUGGACUCUAACAGUGAAACAGGAUCCACAAUGGACAGGGUGUUUUGUCCUCCAAAUUCAGUUCUGGAAUGAAGCUGUCAGUCCUCCCUCUCUCACAGAAGAACCAGUGCCCAGGACUCAGCCCACCACCCAAAAGGGGUGCCUGCUUUCUCAUGCUCCUCAGUGCAGACCAGACAGCAUUGAGAGCAGACAAAUCAAGACCAGCGCAAUGGUGUUGGGGCAGAUAAGGCAACGAGCAGGUCCGAGGCUGCGCCCUGAUGUGGGGGAUAUUACAGCGGCCCAUGCUGAGUUGCUGCUGGACAAGGAAACCCAGUUCCCUAUUUACAGAAUGCUAGAGGAAAUCCAAAAGCACACAGCUGGAAAUGUAAUUCCUCUCCUUAGGAAGAGGAAUCUCAAAAUAACUAGCUUUGCUUGAGGCUGAAAGGGUGAGGGCAAGUCACACUUCUUGUCUACCCGAGUCAGAUUCCUAAAAAUAAAAUUGUCAGAACUGCAUUGGGCCAUUUAAGCAACAGCCUUGGAAACACAGACACGUGAAAGGCUGGCAUACAUAGAGUACUAUUGCAUUUUUAUAUAUUAAAUUAAAAUUUCUGGUCUCAUUCUAGUAUUUAUCAAAAUAGAUAGCCUCUUGGACCCUCAAAGUUCUACACCUUUGGGAGAUAUAAAUUUCUUUAAAAGGAUUGCUUUUUUUGCUUUUUUUGUGUAAAUAUCAUUUUCCCCAUCUGGAAGUGAUUUCUUCAUACAUAUUGGAGCACAAAAUUCUGCAGUUAAUUAAAGCAUUACUGGGUGUCAUUUGCUAGAAUGUAUUUCCUUACUGCUGACAGAAAACAGAACGGACUAUAGGAAAGAAUUAGCAAGGCUGUGAAGCUUGGGCUCCCUCUCCCCGCCCCCCGCCCCGUACUUCCCCCAGUAACUGCCCUUCUCCCUGAUGAAGAUGCGGCCUUCCCUGACGGUCUAAGGGAACAAUGCAUGAGAACAGAACGUGGUAGGCAUGAGACAGGUCCUGACCUGUCCAGCUGCAGUGGAAACCUCCUGUAAACAUGUAUAAAGUGUUCUGCUGCUGAUUUGGAACCCUCCUUGCAUGCUGAAUUUCUAUCCUAUUGCCUUUCCCUUUUCUGUCCUUACAGUUCCGAUCACAGCCUGCUUUUCCAUGUGACUGCCAAGUGAUUUCUCUCCU
Messenger RNA from Cynocephalus volans (Philippine flying lemur), 6792 nucleotides. It is a transcript of the gene VPS53, whose product is annotated as VPS53 subunit of GARP complex. The record is from RefSeq and is a predicted model, not a curated record. Gene Ontology annotation, biological process: retrograde transport, endosome to Golgi. Gene Ontology annotation, cellular component: GARP complex. NCBI's taxonomy places the organism in Eukaryota, Metazoa, Chordata, Mammalia, Dermoptera, Cynocephalidae. The transcript has 22 exons. Bases 112 to 2610 code for a protein of 832 amino acids.